AUGACUCAUGCCAUUAUCCUGCCUCCAGAAAUUACUGAACCGCCACAACCAAAGCCUUUGCUUACUCUUGGAAAAAACCACGCUCUGACCUGUAAUGCGUCCGGUGAGCCUCUACCAAAUAUAACUUGGGCGAAAGAUGGUAUUCCCGUGGACAAGUUUAAUGUGAUAGGAUAUCACUUUCAUUUGAUGAACGUGAAGAGGGAGGAUGUAGGAUCAUACCGAUGUACAGCUAGUAAUGGAUAUGGAGAUGAUGCCACAAGUGUCAGCAUAGUUGGCAUAAGAUGUAAUGAUUGUAAAAUUAGGAUUGUUAAAUUAACAUUACAGAGUGAAACCUGGAAGUCAGCCUUAAAUAACAAAGAGUCAGUUGAGUUCAAAAUAUUGCAGGCUAAAUUGUCAUCAAAUAUUUCUUCAGUUUACGCCCAAAAUCCUGGAAAACAGCUGUACAUAGUGAGUCUUGUUGAAUUUAGAGCUGGCAGUGUUGUUGCCAUAGUAGAGCUGAAGUUUGGAAAAUCUGUUAAUGACCCUUUGAAACCACUGAAAGAUAAAAUAAAAGAUGGAAAGCUUGGGUCAUUUAUAGUUGGGCCUGAAAUUGAACUCCCUUCAACCACCG
Molecule: messenger RNA, 610 nt
Organism: Pocillopora damicornis (cauliflower coral)
Lineage: Eukaryota; Metazoa; Cnidaria; Anthozoa; Scleractinia; Pocilloporidae
Product: brother of CDO-like
Source: RefSeq, a predicted model, not a curated record